Molecule: messenger RNA, 453 nt
Organism: Closterium sp. Naga37s-1
Lineage: Eukaryota; Viridiplantae; Streptophyta; Zygnematophyceae; Desmidiales; Closteriaceae
Source: the annotation of a GenBank genome assembly
AUGGCGCGCGACUCCUGCGCAGGGUCGUACCGCACUGAGGGUAAGAAGGUGGUGGUGGGCGGAAAGUGGAGGGCGAGUCCUUGGCGGUUCAACGUUCUCUACUGGAAGCAACCCACCGUCCGCCCUGGUGACGUCCUCGUGUUCCGAUGGCGGUUCGUGCCACAUGACGUUUGGGUGAUGCACUCAAGGAAAGCCUACACCAACUGUGAUUUCUCUGCCGGCAGCGCCACCAGGAAGACUGACAUCUCCUUCACCGGGAAAUACAAGUACAAAGUGCCAAGUUCAGCAGCAGGAACCACCUUAUACUUUGGCAGCAGUGUGAUAUGGCAGUGCGCUGCAUGGAAGAUCAAGGUGGCUAUUAGAAUUAGUGGCCCCCUGGCUCCCGCCGCGCCCCCCCCUCCCCCUUCUCCUCCCCCUUCCCCUCCCCCUUCCCCUCCCCCUCCCCCCGUCUAA